AUGCAGGCACACCCGGAUCAAGAUGGCAAUGCACCCUCCACCAACUCCUCGGCCCUGAAGGACCAGUUUCAGACGACAAAUCUGAUCCGCAAGGGGCUGGCCGUGUGGCACUGGAUCGGGAAGAGGCAGCCGGCCACAGACUUCGUUUGCCGGCUGGACCCCGACACUCUGUUCAUGGCCGAUCGUUUCCGGCAGUUUGUUCGCCAGCACUGCCUCAGCAACCAGUCCAUGGUGUACCUGGGACAGGUGCAGUACUGGAUGGCCUGGCAGUCUGGGGCUUUCCCAGACGGCGGCGCGGGAAUCUGCUUGCCCUGGGUGGCAGCCCAGGCGUUUACCUCCAAGUUAGAGGGUGUCGUGCACAAGCACCUUGGUGGAAAUGAUGCAGCACUUUCUGGUGGGCUUCCUCACUACUGUGCAAUGUGGCCUGGUCACUGGGAUGAUGUGGUCACAGGGCUCUGUUUCCAGGAGAUGAACCUCCUUCCUUACCGCGGCAUCGUGUCUCCGUUGGGACAGACGCUCUUCAACAGCGAGGUGCUCCCGCACCUUUCCGACACUUCUGGACACUGCCUGGGAAGUAUUGAAGACUGGCUAGAGCAAGGCCGGCUGCAUGACCUCUUUCUGUGCUCCACCAGGUACCGCGAUUGCAGUGCUGUAAGACCGCAGUGCUGGGUGAAUGACAUGGAGGCCAUCUCUUUUCACGGAUACAAGAAUGCCUCGGACCUGCAGCGUGCGUACCGCUACCUGCGCGGGCGAUAUCCGUCGGCUCGGGACUAG
Symbiodinium natans is the source of this 774-nucleotide messenger RNA. The record is from the annotation of a GenBank genome assembly. Lineage: Eukaryota; Dinophyceae; Suessiales; Symbiodiniaceae.